Molecule: messenger RNA, 1161 nt
Organism: Neospora caninum
Lineage: Eukaryota; Apicomplexa; Conoidasida; Eucoccidiorida; Sarcocystidae
Product: srs domain-containing protein
Exons: 1
Coding region: 1-1161 (386 amino acids)
Cellular component (GO): membrane
Source: RefSeq, a predicted model, not a curated record
AUGGUGCGAGCGGGCAGAGUGCAACAUCGUCGUGGAUGGUUUAGGUCGAAGGCCCGGAAGCUGAUGGCAUUUUGUUUGGGCGGAGUUCUGCUGUUUUCGGGUGGAGGCUCUGUUGCUGCCGAGCCGGUUGAGGGGCUUCUUCGUCGGAGUUUGGUUUCACGUUCAAGUAACGUGACAGACAGUCCAAGCGAGUCAACUACCGUCGCAACAUGCAAAGCUAGCGGUAGCACAGAAGUCGCCGCAACUCCCGCGAUACUGACGUUGUCAAGGAGCAGCCUCAAUGUCCAGUUGCGAUGUUUGGGUGUCAGCAACACAGCCGCGCCGACAGAUCCGAAAAAAGUAUGUGAAGGGGAAAACGUCUCUACAGUCAGCCCCGAUUCAGCUGCUUGUACAAUCGGUCCCCACAAGUUCAGCAAAACUAUCACGCUGCGGGAGCUCCUUGGUGCAUCUCACGAGGUUACAUGGACAGAGGCUGACGUGUCAGGUGGUAGUGAAAACGGAAAAGAGCGGACACUCCAGUUGGUAGAGGCCGAUCUCCCUCGGACCGACAAGUCGUUUUUCGUCGGCUGUCAAAAACAGGAUAACCCUGAAGCCAAUUCGUCAUGCAAAGUAACAGUGAAUGUCAAUGCGAGACCCUCGUCUGUUGACGACGAAAAUGUUGUCACUUGUGCAUACGGCAAAGACAGCAACCCGAAGGCCGUACAAGUCGAAAUGUCGGAAGAAAAAAACACUCUCACCAUUGAUUGUGGCAGCGACGGAUCGAUGCAGCCUACUGAAUACGCAACUCAGUACUGCUCACCCGCCGAUGAGAAAUUGAAUGGAUGCACGAAGAACAGCUACUCUGAUAUUCUUCCCAUGUUUGAAACCAGAUGGUGGAGUGAAGCGAACGACGGUUCCCCGGCCAGACUGACUAUCCCGAAGACCGACUUUCCACGUGCAAACCAGAGCAUCCUUCUAGGUUGUAUACCGAAAGCUGAGAGCGCCGACGGCCCGGGAAAAAGAGGAGACCUCACUGAGUCUGAGUCGGCCACGACGACGUGUCGUGUGCUUGUGACUGUCAGGGCGUCGAGCUCCGCCUCCUCUGCUUUAUUCACCCCGCAAGUAGUUUAUGCAGCCUCUGGAACGGCGUUCCUAAUGGGGCUUCUUGGAGGUUCCUUGUAA